Messenger RNA from Pseudonaja textilis, 987 nucleotides. The record is from RefSeq and is a predicted model, not a curated record. Lineage: Eukaryota; Metazoa; Chordata; Lepidosauria; Squamata; Elapidae.
AGUGGCGGGGUAAGCGCUGUGGUUUGACGCUGUCACGCCGCUCUCACGAUGAGUCGAGCCGGGGGGAUCCUCGGCUGCGGCCGGCGUCUUUCUGCGCUCGGGGUCUUGCAGCCCAAGGGACCUCUAGCUGGUAUCAAGCGGCUUCUUUCCACAGCUGAGUUCAGACCUCGAAUAUGUAUUGUAGGCAGUGGACCAGCUGGAUUCUACACAGCACAACAUCUCCUGAAGCAUCACAAACAGACUCAGGUGGAUAUUUAUGAGAAGUUGCCAGUUCCUUUUGGCUUGGUUCGUUUUGGAGUGGCUCCUGAUCAUCCAGAAGUCAAGAAUGUGAUCAACACAUUUACCCAGGCAGCCCACUCUGACCGCUGCUCCUUUGCUGGGAAUGUGACUGUGGGGAGGGAUGUAACUGUGGAGGAGCUGCAGGAGGCCUAUCAUGCGGUGGUCUUGUGUUAUGGCGCUGAGGACAAUCGGACACUUGGAAUUCCUGGGGAAGAGCUUGAAGGUGUCUACACGGCGAGAACCUUUGUAGGAUGGUACAAUGGCUUGCCGGAGAACAGAAAUCUGAAGCCAGACUUGAACAGUGAGACAGCAGUCAUCCUAGGUCAUGGGAAUGUGGCGCUGGACAUUGCACGGAUUCUCCUAUCGCCUCUUGAAAUCCUUCGGAAAACUGACAUCACUGAAGAGUCCUUCUCAGCGUUGGCCAGCAGUAAAGUCAGGCGGAUUUAUCUUAUUGGCAGAAGGGGUCCCCUCCAGGUGGCUUUCACUAUAAAGGAGCUGCGGGAAAUGAUCAACCUACCCAGCGUUAGACCUUUCCUGGAUCCUGCUGAUUUCAGAGAUCUUGGGGAUGCCAUUAAAGGAGUCCAACCUGUUUCCUUUUUGGAUUGGGAGAAGAUUGAUGCUGUUGAAGUGGCAAGAGGCAAAUUGGCCGGAAAGCCUCGGGAGAAAAUAAUUGAUCAGGAGGAAAUGCUAGAAUUGAUUGGACAAUGA